UUCGCCAGCUCGAGCGCGGAGGAGGAGGGGUGGAGGCUUCGCAACCGAUUUAAAAUAAUUUUUAAAAAAGGGUGAAAAAUGAGGCAAAAGAUCUUCUUCUGAUGAGGCCAAGUGGACUAUGGACGUCUUCUUUCACGAAACAAUUAAUAUACGCUAUAUAAAACUACCAAAAAUUUAAUUGGAGUUCCCCCCACCCCCGAAGGUUCUAUUAUUCCGUCUGGUUGUGGUGGGGGAUCUAAAUUUAAGGAGAAAAAUCAUCUUUUAUGCUUUUUUUCCUGAUAUAAUUAUCUGUAAGUAGAUAAUUUGUUGGAAGGAAUAAAUUUUGUUCCACACCAAAAAAAAAACCUGGCAAGGGGUUUAAGAAGAAUAGGAGGGAGAGUUACAAUGGUUGAAUAGUCCAGAGGGGCUUUAUCCGGACUGUGAGGGGGUUAAAACUUUUACCCCCUUCCUUCAGCCCCAAGGAAUCAACAUCCUGCAGUCCUUAAUUUCGUUUUAAUUAUGGAUACAGGCAAGGGUGACUCCUCCUUGCUGGUUCAAGGCUGCUUGGGUAUUUUCUCCAUGUCCUCUCCUUUUAAGAGCUUGGCGUUCAGUGUCUAUCCGUCCCAUGCUUGAGAAUUGAAGAGGCGGGGGCUCUGCAAGGUGCCAAGAGACUGUAUGUGCGUCAUGUCCUAGGCUGAGAGGUGCCCUCCCCCCACCCUGGCAAUUGGUUGAUCGGAACAGAAGGGAGGAUUUCGGCCGUUGCGGGAGCACAGGAUGGCCACGGACCCGGGAGAGCCGACCGGCCCCGGGGACUCCAGCAAGCCGAGGGGUAUGGCCUCCAGUGAGGGCUCGGCUGACAGCGAGACCAACCCCGCGGCUGCCGCGCCUGGCAGAACUGCGAAGGCCGGCGACCCCCUACCCCUGGCUGAGAACCACCGCUUUGUGCGGCGGAGCAUGGAUCCGGUGGAGCGGGAGGGGCCUGCCCGACCGCCCGUCUGCGCCAGCACGCCGGAAGGCAAAAGCGACGCUGCUGCUACAGCCAAGACAGCGGCGGAUGUUGCCAAAGACUCAUCCAGGGACAGGACCGAGAAGGAGAAUGAGGAGGAGGCCGAGAUGAAGGCGGUCGCCACCUCUCCGGGGGGCCGCUUCCUGAAGUUUGACAUCGAGCUCGGGCGAGGGGCCUUCAAGACCGUGUACAAAGGGCUAGAUACCGAGACUUGGGUGGAAGUUGCUUGGUGUGAGCUGCAGGACAGAAAACUCACCAAAGCCGAGCAGCAGAGAUUCAAGGAGGAGGCAGAAAUGCUGAAGGGUUUGCAGCACCCAAACAUCGUGCGCUUCUACGACUCGUGGGAGUCGUCGCUGAAGGGGAAGAAGUGCAUAGUGCUGGUAACGGAGCUUAUGACGUCCGGGACCCUAAAGACGUACUUGAAGAGGUUUAAGGUGAUGAAGCCCAAGGUCCUGCGCAGUUGGUGCAGGCAGAUCCUGAAGGGCCUGCAGUUCCUACACACUCGCACCCCGCCCAUCGUCCACCGCGACCUCAAAUGUGACAACAUCUUCAUCACCGGCCCCACCGGAUCCGUCAAAAUCGGAGACCUGGGACUGGCAACAUUGAUGCGCACGUCUUUUGCUAAAAGUGUGAUAGGAACUCCAGAAUUCAUGGCUCCGGAGAUGUAUGAAGAGCAUUAUGACGAAUCCGUCGACGUUUACGCCUUUGGGAUGUGCAUGCUGGAAAUGGCUACCUCAGAAUACCCCUACUCCGAAUGCCAGAACGCUGCCCAAAUCUACCGGAAAGUAACCAGUGGCAUUAAACCGGCAAGCUUCAAUAAGGUGAGCGACCCCGAGAUCAAGGAAAUCAUCGAAGGAUGCAUCCGACAGAACAAGUCGGAAAGGCUUGCCAUAAAGGACCUCCUGAGCUACGCCUUCUUUGCCGAGGACACGGGCCUGCGGAUCGAACUGGCUAAAGAGGACACUAGGCAGGACUCCUCGCUCGCCCUGCGCAUCUGGGUGGAAGACCCCAAGAAGCUGAAAGGCAAGCACAAGGACAACGAGGCGCUGGAGUUCAGCUUCGACCUGGAGCAGGACACCCCUGAGGAGGUGGCACAGGAGAUGGUCCGAUCGGGCUUUUUCCACGAGAGCGACUCCAAGCUGCUGUGCAAGUCCAUCCGCGACCGGGUCUCCUUCAUCAAGCGGAAGCGCCAGAGGACGCAGCAGAUCCGCGAGGUCGAGGAGCAGGAGAAGCUGCGCCCUCAGCCGGAGCAGCUGCCGCCCCCGGCUGCCGCCGGCUGGCACCACCACCUGCCCGAGUCCGAGGACCCAGAGGUCGACCAGCAUGUGCUGCAGAGUAAGCUGCUCGCCAACACUGCUUCAGUUGACAGUGUGUCAGACAGCAACCCACCCUCUGCCAUGUGCUCUGAGACUCAGGGAGGCGUGGGUUUCAUCACCGCAGUUGCCUCUGCGGCAGAGCCUGGCACAUGUGCGCCACAGGUCUCCUCGGGUUCCAGCGUGGAGUCGCACCACCCUUCAGUAGGACUCCCUCAGCCGCAGCAGCAGGCCGUGGCUGGAUACCAGCAGACAACUGCGCCCCUGACCCAGCCGGUGGUUCCGGAUUCCCAGAGGCCCGCGAGACAGAUGCAGGAUAACCAGAGUGGGACUCCUGACGCGGUUAAAGAAGUCUCCAACGGCAGUGACCUUGGGAACGGAAAGGCCCAGAAGUCUCAGCCGAGGAGGCCCUCCUGCGCACGGGAAAGGCCGGAGAAGUCGACCAAGUUCCAGCUGACCGUCUUGCAGGUUUCCAGCGAGGGCGACAACAUGGUGGAGUGCCAGCUGGAGACGCACAACAACAAGAUGGUUACUUUCAAGUUUGAUGUGGAUGGGGAUGACCCUGAAGACAUAGCCAUCUACAUGGUGCAAAACAACUUCAUGCUGGAGCUUCAGAAGGUGAAAUUCAUCGAGGAGAUGAGAGCCAUCAUCGCCAAUUCCCUAGAGAUUGUGCGAAGUUCGUCGGAGGCCGAUCGGGGGGCGGACGUCACUCCUCAUCACCCCCUAGCAGGCACCGGGCAGCCUGACCACAACAUGCACACAGGUGCAGAGCAGUUACAGAUGAACCAAGCACUCUCGCAGCCUUGUGGUGAGGCCGGCCCGCACUUCUCGUCUGUUGGACGUUGGAGAUUCUUUAUUAAUCAGAAGGUCAUGACCUCCGAAGCAGAGAUUCCAAGUGAUCACCAGCUCAGCACAGAAGCCGACCCCGAAACCAAAAGUCACGAGGCAACCCACCCAACAACAUCGAGUUCCCUGGAAGACAUGAAGCGGAUCCCACCGGACAGCUCCGUCCCCAGUGGCCUGACGCCUUGCAGCAGUUCCUCCUCCUCCUCGUCCUCCUCCUCAUCCUCCUCCUCAUCUUCCUGCGGCGACGACUGCCCGGCAAACCCCGCCCCUGACCGAGGGCAGCAGCCGAGUGUCCAGCCCUCCUCCGUACCCGAGUCAGAUGGUGAGGGCCCCCCUCGGCUGGACUACUCCGACCAUUGCAUCAAGAAGCUGGAUGCGAAGUUGCGUACCCUGCUGUACCAGGAGCACGGUGGGCAGCCUGGGGCAUCUGAGACCCCCCUGUCCAGUGGGGAACCACCCCUGAUGGACGUCGACCCAGCCUUGGCCUCCGAGCCUCCGGAACGGUGCCUGGGAUCACCCAACCGCUCAUCCACCGGUGCGGCGGAGAAGUCUCUUCCACAGGAGAAGUUUACCUCUGAGCCUUCGGAGCCCGUGACACGGACAUCACCACUGUCAGCGGGAGUCACUCUGAGCCAGACAGGAGCCGGUGACAGUCAGACCAACCUUGGAGGCAAGGACCUCGCUGGGACGGAGCAGGGCAGCACCCAUGGAGGCUUCCCAGAUGACCAAUCCACUGUGUGCAGACAGGCUGGGCGAUUUCGGAUCUCUGCAUCAUCGCCCCAUCCUGAAGGAGCCAUCCCACCUGCCGAACACUCACCCCACCACCCAAAGGAUGACUCCAGCCAUCGUUCCCCAACCAUCACCCCAUCCAGGGGCGCCCCUCCGCGGGCUGAAUCUACCCCCAGGGGCUGCGAUGCUCUCGACGGGCUGCUGCACCUGCCGCCGGGCUGGUACGAGGAGGAGGAGGCACCCAGCAGCCUUCUCAGCAAGCAGCCCAGCACGGACAGUGACCCAGCCGGUAGGCCACACCCUGUCGCUGGCCGACCUCCAGCCCUCCCCUGCCACUCGCUCUCCUCCCCCAUGAGCAGUGACGAUGAGUCAGAGGUGGAGGACGAGGACCUGAAGCGAGAACUGCAGAGACUCCGGGAGAAGCACAUAAAGGAGGUGGUGCACCUGCAGGCCCAACAGAAACAGGAACUCCAGGAGCUGUACAAGCGCCUCCAACCCAACAGCGGGUCGUCCGAGGACUCCCUCCAGGCUUACUCCCCACCCGGCCGCCGGUCACGCUCGGCCAGAAGCAGAUCCCGCGGCGCCAAGCCCCACUCUCUGGGUGCCACCCCCACCAGCACAGGGUUAUUCUACAGCGGAGAUUCCCAGCCGGUGGCCGGGGCCAAGAAGGGGACUUUCACGGAUGACCUGCGCAAGCUGGUGGAUGACUGGGCAAAGGAGAAGGUGGGAGCCGCCAACGCCAAGCCCAGUCUGAACGAGAUCAGGCAGAUUCAGUGCAGGCAAGACCUCGAGAGCUGGCAGCAACUCGGUGAUCGGAAUCCUCAGUCUUCUCAGGUCACCGGCCGGAUCCCCUCGCAGGGGGCACCCCCACGGAGCUCGUUCCCAGCCACCUCCGGACCCCCGGGCCAGCCUGCCCCACCCCAAUCCCAAUCCCAAACUCAAAACCCCACCAAGCCCCCUACUCUACCCACUGCCCAGACCCGGGCCAAGUAACUCUGCGCCAGGUGGCCUCCUGGCAAGGGGGAGUGUGGCACACACCCCAAACCCUGGCACCGCCGUCCCACCAUUCCCUAGUGCAGAGAACGUUCAGAGGUUCUCCAACAUUGCCCCUACCCCACUAGCUGGGUACAAAACUGCUCUCCCCUCUCCCCUGGGGUUCUUUCACCCACUCCUCCCUCCAGAAUACCAAGAUUCUGUGGGCAGGUCCCUCAGAAAUGAAACGAGGGGAGGUGAGAUUUGGGUGGAGGGUUAUGGGUUUUUUUCUCACUUUGCAAGUUAGCCACCGCCUUGCCCCUCACCUAUUUACAUUGCAACCUCAACCUGCCCUCCCCCCACCACCCGCUGCCUCUUUUCCCUCAAAACUAAAGCUGAAGAGACGUCAAAAGACCAAUAAGCAACAUGUGAAUGGAUAAAGACCAGACGUGUGCAGGAUCUGGGACGAGGUCCCAAUGAUCCGUCGAUUAACACAGCACUCCCCCCACACACAUCUGUCUGCAUCGAGCCCUGACAGAUGCUUGUGCUGCUUGGUGGACGGAGGAAGGAUUACUUUUCCUUCAUAAAACUCAUUCUUUUGCACCGGAAUCACAUAUUUCAGUUUCUCUGCCCCCUCACCCCUGCUUUCCCAACCCCCUUUGUCUCCCAUCCCCACACUCCUACUUCCUCCCUCUCUCUCACCUUACCCUCCCCCUCUCACCUUUCCCCUCCCCCUCUCCCUCUCACCUUUCCCCUCCCCCUCUCCCUCUCACCUUUCCCCUCCCAUCCUCUCACUUUCCCCUCCCCUCUCCCUCUCACCUUCCCCUCCCCCUCACCUUUCCCCUCCCCCUCUCACCUUUCCCCUCCCCCUCUCACCUUUCUCCUCCCCCUCUCCCUCUCACCUCCACCUCUCCCUCUCACCUUCCCCUCCCACUCUCCCUCUCACCUUCCCAUCCCACUCACCUUCCCCUUCCCCUCCCCUCUCACCUUUCCCCUCCCCUCUCACCUUUCCCCUCCCCCUCUCCCUCUCACCUCCACCUCUCCCUCUCAACUUCUCCUCCCCCUCACCUUUCCCCUCCCCCUCUCGCCUUCCCCUCCCCCUCCCUCUGAGCUCCACCUCUCCCUCUCACCUUCCCCUCCCCCUCCUCUCACCUUUGCCCUCCCCUCCCCCUCUCACCUUUCCCCUCCCCUUCUCACCUUUCCCCUCCCCCUCUCCCUCUCACCUUUCCCCUCCCUUUUCCUCUCACCUUUCCCCUCCCCCUCCUCCUCUCACCUUCCUCCUUUCCCACACUCUCAGUCCCUCUCCUCUCCCCUCUCCCUACCCUAGCCCCCUCUCUCCCCGAUCCCAGGCUGUUAGUGUUAUGCGCCCUUCCUUGGCCAGAGCAGUCUAGAGUGCUGGCGGGGAGACCGACACCCUCACAUCCCGCGGCCAGGGUUUGUUUGACAGAUCCACCCUCUGCUCGGCCCCCUUCCCCACUGAGAGACGUGUGUCUGGAGGAUCGAGGCUCAACAGAGGGAGCAGGAGGCGGUUGUUGGGGUUUGGAUGGAAUCAGCCCUGUCCGCGAUCUCCGGGCCAGAGACGGCACGGUCCGGGGCGGAGUAGCGGUCAAAGUGAGCGACGGCGUCAACGGGAAAGCCCACUCUCCCCGACCUCCCCCUUGUUGUCUGAGGCCCAGUAGCUCGCAGUCAAGUCACUCCUCCCCACUCCAAUCCCGGGGAAUUCAUUGUUUCCAGUCGCCAACAGGGUCACUUCCCACCCUGUCGUCUGACCCUACCCCAAAGCAACAGGCAUGUCUGCAAAGUGUCUGACCUUAGCGUGGGGGGGGGGGGGGGGAACAAGUCCUAUUCCUAUCCACCGCUUAUAAAUCUCACUUCCCUUCUCCUCUCAACCCUCACCCUCGUCUUUUCAUCUCUCCCCUGUGUCUCCACACUCGUCCCAAACACCACCGCCAUCUCUCCUAUCGGCUACCCUCCCCCUCCGUGAGAGAUAAUUCUGCAUAAAUUCUAACGCACGGUUCUGCCCCACUUUGUGCUUUAAUUAUUUCAUGACAUCGUGGUCCGUGCCUUCCACUCAUCCCAGUUCCAACUGUGUCUCACUGCCCCCUUCUACCUCCUCUGCCUGUCCAUCUCACACCAGCUUCCCAUGUUAGCCAGCUUCCCCGGUCUGUAAGUCCUGCCUGCCCGGCUCGACCAUCUACUACGGCUCCCGAUCUUUUUUUUUCCAAAACAAAACUGUGAAGUUUUAAACGGGUUUGUGAAAGUAUUUUCGAAGCUGUGACCCGCCAAGACCGGCCACGCAGUUACCUGUUGAUAAUGUGUCACGUUCUACUGUUACAAUUGUAGUCUGUAUUUAAUUUCCUUCCACGGUUAUUCUUCUCGGUUUACUGAUCACAGUUGCUGGGUAAAGGGGUGUGUGGGGGAGAUGGGGAGAGAGACGGGAGGGUCUGCUAAGUGCUAAUUUGUUCAGUGUCUCUUGUCUGGGUCGCCACAGAUUCAGGUCACUGUGGUCUGGGAUAGUGACACACAGGCCUGUCACUGUGUAAUACCGCGGUACGUACCGGUGGGGACAGGCCUGUCACUGUGUAAUACCGCGAUAUGGUACCGGUGUGGACAGGCCUGUCACUGUGUAAUACCAGGGUACGGUACUGAUGGGGAUGGGUCUGUCACUAUAUUAUACCGGGGUACAGUACCAGUGGGGACGGGUCUGUCACUGUUCUACACCGGGGUACGGUUCCGGUGGGGAUGCGUCUAUCACUAUAUUACACCAGGGUACGGUACUGGUGGGAACGGGUCUGUCACUAUAUUACACUGGGGUACGGUUCCGAUGGGGACGGGUCUGUCACUAUAUUACACCAGGGUACGGUGCCAGUAGGUCCCCGUGUAACACCGGGAACGGUAGCGGUGGAGACGAGUCUGUCACUGUGUAAUAUCUGGGGGUAUGGUACCGGUGGGGACGGGUCUGUUCAUGCAUAACUGGUGUGUUCCCAGUCGACGGACACGCAUUGCCUCUUUUUUAAAAAAACGGAUUGUGUCAAGCUCUCCUGGAAGCAGUUUGCACUGCCCUACAACCCCACAACCCCGUUGCAUGCCUCUUUCCCCCUACAUGGUACACGGUCAGUCAGAUGAGGCGUUUCUCCGACAGCCCAGGGGACCGGCGGGGACGGUGUGGAAUGGAUGGAUCCCCCUGUCUUGCAUUGGUGGACGGUUUAUGUAGAAAGAUAUGACAAACAGUAUUACUGGCCAGCUGAAAACUGUGAUUUAUUUUUAUUUUGGCUUGGCGUUGCUUGUACAACCGUUAUUUUUUAAAAGAAACUUACUGUGAAUUGAGUAGUGUGCAAACAAUGCAUCUCUCUCUCUCUUUCUCCCUAUCUCCUGAAACAGGAGGAUUUUUUUCGGUGUAAAGUUAAAAGCAUUCCUCCAAGUUGAAAUGCAUGUGCAAGAUUACUUUUGUAUCUUUCUAAACUUAGACGGGAUGAAAACAAAAAAAAACAAGAAAACAGACCGAAGCUCGUGGUGGUAGUUUAUUCUGGUGUCCUCUCUUUGUUUGGCCCGAAUUUUUAAUUUUUAUUUAUAGAUACGUAAAUAACCUGGCCCAACAAGUCCGCGCGGACAAUUAAUUUAUUAACCUGUAGUCUUUGGGAUGUGGGGAGAAACUGGAGGACCCGGAGGGAAACCCACAGGGUCAUGGGGAAAGCAUACAGGCAGUGGUGGGAUUCGAACUUGGUUCACUAGCCAUGUAAUAGCGUUACGCUAGCGGCUACACUGCCAUGCCGUAAGAACAUAAAUAGGAGCAGGAGUCUGCCAUCUGGCCCGUCGGUCCUGUUUCACCAUUCAAUAAGAUCAUGGCUGAUCUGACCGUGGACUCAUCUCCACCUCCCUGCCUUUUCCCCAGAACCCUUAAUUCCACUGCUAUGCCACCCCUUUAUGAGCCCUGAGUUGAAAGAUCCCGCGGGUUGUUGGCCGCGAUCUGAUUCUUUCCUUCGAGAACAGUAAUGCCAGUCGGUCAAACUUGUGAUUAAACGGUGGACCUGCUCAAUUGGGCGACUUGGUAGCCAGGGAUAAAUCGGGCCAACCCAAGUGUUGGACUACAUUUGAACCCGGAAAGGACACGGAGACCAGCAAUGACGGGGGUGGGUGGUGGAUGUCGAGAUGGAUGCCGAAUGCCGCCAGGAAGAGGAGAAUGGACCUCGGCAAGAUGAUUUUUUUUCCGAUAGGUCUGAUACGAUGCAGAAAACUUCGGGUGAUACACCCGGUGAAGACGCUACUUCAUGGCUACGGCGACCUCGGAUUCAAUUCCGUCCUACUGUGCUGUAUGUGUGUGAGAAAGAGAGUGUCUGUGCGCGAGAGUAUAUCUGUGUUUGAGUGUGUCUGUGUGUGUGAGAGAGAGAGUGUGUGUGAGUGAGAGAGAGAGAGAGAGAGUGUGUGUGUGAGAGAGAGAGUCUGUGUGUGUGUGUGAGAGCGAGAGACAUCUCGGCCCAAAGCGUCGAUUGUCCUUUUUUGUGUGGAUGCUGCCUGGAGUCUGCAGACAAGCUGUGAAAUCUGAGAUGCGGCUGACUUAAGAGUGUGGACAAUAAAAAGGAGGAAGGUUUGGUGAAGACGUUGUGUUUGAUGGUUGGAAUUGGUUUAUUAUUGUCACAUGUACCAAGAUAUAGUGAGAAAUUUGUCUUGCACACUUCGUACAGAUCAAAUCAUUACACGGUGCACCAAGAGCAAAGUUAAACAAUAACAGAAUACAGAACAGUGUAACAACUACAGAGAAAGAGCAGCGCAGGUGGACAAUAAGGUGCAAGAUCAUAAAGAGGUAGGAAGAACAGGUCCUCAAGGGUGGCAUUCUCAGGAUUGCUGCCAGUGCUACGUG
Mobula hypostoma (lesser devil ray) is the source of this 9703-nucleotide messenger RNA. RefSeq names its product serine/threonine-protein kinase WNK3-like. The coding region runs from base 754 to 4866 and encodes 1370 amino acids. Gene Ontology annotation, cellular component: cytoplasm; cytosol. Gene Ontology annotation, molecular function: potassium channel inhibitor activity; ATP binding; protein serine/threonine kinase activity. The transcript has 22 exons. Gene Ontology annotation, biological process: positive regulation of potassium ion import across plasma membrane; protein phosphorylation; negative regulation of sodium ion transport. Lineage: Eukaryota; Metazoa; Chordata; Chondrichthyes; Myliobatiformes; Myliobatidae. The record is from RefSeq and is a predicted model, not a curated record.